Molecule: messenger RNA, 951 nt
Organism: Solenopsis invicta (red fire ant)
Lineage: Eukaryota; Metazoa; Arthropoda; Insecta; Hymenoptera; Formicidae
Exons: 1
Coding region: 418-753 (111 amino acids)
Source: RefSeq, a predicted model, not a curated record
CAAAUAAAUAUACAAAUAAAUGAUCCAUUAUUUACAGAUAUUUUCAAACAUUAAAAUUUUUACUCAUUUCAUAUCUGUCGAUAAAGAUUAUCUAUUCUUCACAAAUACAAUGAAUCUUUUAUGAAUGCUCGAGUUAAUGUAGGCAUCAUAAGGAGACAUUAAUUACGGGUUAAAAAGCUUUUCCAUUAUCCACGAUACGUUUAAAGACUCGUUUAUUUGCGCUCUCUCUCUCUCUCUCUCUCUCUCUCUCUCUCUCUCUCUCUCUCUCAUUCCCUUUCUUUCUCUUCCUGACCAAUUUCGUAUCGAUUGCAGCAUGGAGUUUGUAGCUGUACCCCUUUAAAGUACACGCACAUCGAUUUAUACGGACAUCUACCUCUGCCUCAUUGCAUCCCGUACAGCGGCAAUCCUGUUUUAGCUAUGUCCUACUGCUAUCUGAUCCAAGGAAAAUGUCUGACACUGCGAAAUGAUCUUCCUUACGAAAUGCAGUACGUUUGCGAACUCGACUGCAAGCCCAUCUGUAUAUCGCCCUGCCCGCCCUGCCCGCCCUGCAAAGUUUCCUGUGAUCCCCAUGGAAUGCCUUGUCCACCGAUAGUUAAAUGUCCCACUUAUUCAGAUACCAAGUCCUGCGAUCAUCAAGCACAAUGCUAUUCACCUGCCCAACUUGCAUCGCUGUGUCAACCCUGUUCACCUAAUUCAGAAACGAUGUACCAGGGAGCAAUGUGUCAACCACAAAUGUCCAAAGAAACGAAUUGAACCCGCGUGCCUGACAAUACGUCAAGCUACGAGAUAUUCAUGUGAUAUGAAGAUUUAUGAGAACCAUUUCUGUAUGGCAAGCCGUUAAUCUCGCCAUCGAUCCAAGUCAGUUUUAUUACAGUUUUAUUUAUUUUGUAGCACUAUAUUUUUUUAUAUAAUGUAUACAUUUGAGAAUAAAAAAUAUAUUGCGCAUAAAAA